CAUCACUUAAUAUUUAUAAAUAAAAAGCAUUUAUAUGUCACACGAUAUUUUAUGCAAGAAUGAUAUAAAAGAAAUAUCUGAAAUGGGAAAAGAAGCAGAAGAUAGGAGUACAAACAUAAACACUUUUCAAAUGUCUCCAACAUCCCAGAAACUGAUUGAAGGAAGUAAUUAUCAGAAAAAUUGUUUAAAGAUUAUAACAGAGAAAGGUGUUAAUAUUGACAUAACAGAGGAAAAUUCAAGUAGUUCUAUCACCAGUUUUUCAUCUUCAGAUUUAAUGGAGGAUGCAAAUUCAUCAUCUACUACUUCUUCCGCUUCUUCAUCUUCAAAUGGACCUCUGUUUCAGUUGUCAGAUCUUAUGGAUCAACUUCCCAUCAAGAGAGGACUUUCAAAGUACUACCAAGGGAAAUCUCAGUCAUUUACAUCACUAACAAGUGUGGAAAGCUUAGAAGAUCUACCAAAGAAAAAGAAUCCUUACAAUUACAACAAAAGGAUAAAAUUAUGCAGGAGUUAUUGUAGAGGUUUUGACACUAAGAAAUUGUGCAGUCCAAAACCUGCCAUUUCUAAAAACAAUUCAAGGAAUACUUCUUUUCCAUCACUACCCAAAAUUAGUUGUAGUAAUAAUCUCAUCAUCUCUUCUUGUAGACCUCCUCAUUCUCUUCCUCCAGUACAAAAACAUUUUUAAUUUCUUUACUUUCUUAUAUUUAUCAGGGGAACUUGCUCCAAAAUUUUGUAGAAUCUCGGCCAAAAAUAAGGCUGCAUCGCAUCGUUUUGUUUGCGUUGUAAAGUUUUUCAAAAACAACAAAUCAAUAUCUUUUACGUUGUAAAGGAUAAAAAACCGCAUUGUGGCCGUAUUAGUGGAAAUCUUAUAAUUUCGACUGAUAUUUAGGCGUUAUACCGCAUUAUCAUUUCCGUUACUGCAAUUGCAACUUUUACCACGUUUCUACAUGAUCUGGUGUUCAGAAAACCUUGAUUAAAUACUGAGCAAAUUCUUAUUA
Messenger RNA from Amaranthus tricolor (Joseph's coat), 995 nucleotides. Its product is annotated as protein OXIDATIVE STRESS 3-like. The transcript has 2 exons. Lineage: Eukaryota; Viridiplantae; Streptophyta; Magnoliopsida; Caryophyllales; Amaranthaceae. The record is from RefSeq and is a predicted model, not a curated record. Bases 35 to 682 code for a protein of 215 amino acids.